AUGUCGAACACAACCUCCUUUUUUUUCUCAUUACUCCUCUCUAAUUCUCUCGUUCCCACACUCUUUACUUCUCUCUUAUUCUAUCCCUCUCUCCCUCCCUCUCUCUCUCUCUCUCUCUCUCUCUCUCUCUCUCUCUCUCUCUCUCUCUCCUCCCCUAACUCUCUCUCUCUCUCUUUCAUUCUUUCCUCCCCUCUCUCUAUAUCUCUUUUAUCAUUCUCUCUUUCUCACUGCCUCUCUAUCUCUCUUUCUCAUCUCUCUUUCUCUUUCUUAUUGCCGAUCGCUUUCUCUUUCUCUUUUUCUCUUUCUCACUGCCUCUCUAUCUCUCUUUCUCAUUCUCUCUUUCUCUUUCUUAUUGCCGAUCGCUUUCUCUUUCUCUUUUUCUCUUUCUCAAUGCCUCUCUAUCUCUCUUUCUCAUUCUCUCUUUCUCUUUCUUAUUGCCGAUCCCUUUCUCUUUCUCUUUUUCUCUUUCUCACUGCCUCUCUAUCUCUCUUUCUCAUUCUCUCUUUCUCUUUCAUAUUGUCGAUCCCUUUCUCUUUCUCUUUUUCUUUUUCUCACUGCCUCUCUAUCUCUCUUUCUCAUUCACUCUUUCUCUUUCUUAUUGCCGAUCGCUUUCUCUUUCUCUUUUUCUCUUUCUCAAUGCCUAUCUAUCUCUCUUUCUCAUUCUCUCUUUCUCUUUCAUAUUGUCGAUCCCUUUCUCUUUCUCUUUUUCUCUUUCUCACUCCCUCUCUAUCUCUCUUUCUCUCUUUCUCGUUCUCACUGACUCUGUCUUUUCACUUUCUCUCUUUCUCUUUUUCACGGGCUCUUUUUUCUGUUUCUCUCUUUUUUCCUUCUCACUGCCUCUCUCUCUUUUUCUCUUUUUCUCACUGCCUCUCUCAUUCUCUCUUUCUUUUUAUCAUAUUCCUUUCAUUCCCUUUUUAG
This is a messenger RNA of Acanthosepion pharaonis, 918 nucleotides long. The record is from the annotation of a GenBank genome assembly. NCBI's taxonomy places the organism in Eukaryota, Metazoa, Mollusca, Cephalopoda, Sepiida, Sepiidae.